GAUAAGUGGCGAAGGCAGGAUUCGAGCCUAGGACCUUGCGAUAUACUGUUAAAGUCUUUACUAGCUAGGCUAGCUGACACCUUCUAUAGAUCAUCAUUUAUGAUUUCAUGCAUUUAAAGUUCACUCAGUUUGACUGAAUUGAUUUACCACCUUGCAGCUCUGAUGCAUCAAAUGAUAGAUAAACUAAGACUGUUCGAAAGUCACAUAAUAGAACAUCCAACUUUCAACUUCUUAGUCUUUAUUAUGCAUAUAAACCUUGGUUAGACUGCAAAACUAACUGCAGGUCAUAUUUAAGCUGACUAACUGAAUAUCUUUAGUUUUGUUUCUUUUAAUAGUACUGAAAACUAAUUCAUUGAACUGUAAUAAACAAAGAUGUUACUAAGUAUUCAAUUUGUUGAAUGUGAUUGAGCAGACUGGAGCUGGGAAAACAUACAGCAUGGAAGUUAAGUAAAAAAAAAAAAACCUUUUUGCUCUUUUGUUGUAAGAGAGAUGAAAUAGAAGUAAUGCAAUUGUCAAUCAAUUAGUUGCUGAUAAUCUGAAUAAACUUGUAUUUAAAAGGGCCUUGGUGUCUUAGAUGGAGAUCGAAACAAGAAAGGAUUGCUUCCAUGCGUUGUUGAUGGGAUUUUUGAAUUCCUGCAAUCUUUGGUGGAAAUGACUAAGUGGACAGUCAAGUUGUCAAUGGUUGAGAUUUAUAUGGACAAAAUAAGGGAUCUUUUUGAUUUAUCAAAGGAUAACAUACAAAUUAAGGAGAAUAAGUGCCAAGGCAUAUUUCUUUUGGGAGCAACUGAGAUCCCAAUCACAAACUCUACAGAAGCCUUGCAGUGCCUUUGUCAUGGAAUUGCCAAUAGAGCUGUUGGUGAGACACAAAUGAAUUUGGCCAGUAGCAGGAGCCAUUGUGUCUACAUAUUUUCAGUUCAGCAGGAAUCUAGAACAAAUGGAAGGUCGAAAACUGGAAAAAUUGUUCUUGUGGACUUAGCCGGUUCCGAGAAAGCUGAUAGAACUGGUGCUGGUGGAAUAGUCCUUGAAGAGGCCAAGAGCAUAAACAAGUCCCUCUCAGCAUUAGGGAAUGUGAUUAAUGCUCUGACAGCUGGAAAAGUGAACCAUAUUCCUUACAGGGAUUCCAAACUUACCCGGAUUCUGCAAGAUGCACUAGGUGGAAACUCCAGAACUGCUUUGCUUUGCUGCUGCUCGCCUAGCCCAUCAAAUGUUUCAGAAAGCCUCUCCACACUUCGGUUUGGAGCUAGGCAUGUUCGGGAAUUAUUAAUAACCACUUGUCAACUAUAAUCCACUAUAAGUAUCAGUUCUUACUGCAGGGCAAAGCUUCUAAAAUCUUCACCAAGAGCCAACAUGAGUGAUGCAAAGGACAACAUGGAACAGAUUAUUGAUUGUGAAUCUCUAGACUACAAAAGUGAAAAACUAUUGGAAAAGGUUCUUUGUGAGAAAAGUACUAUCAGCCUUACAUACUGUCUGCAGGAAUCUGUUCUGUUCAUGUUAUGUAUAAUUUUGUACAGCUAAGGCAGAAUCUCAAUGAGGAAGAUGUUGACAUGUUGGAUGAGUUGCUUACACUGGAGGGAAUCUUCUUUGAUCCUCGAUCGACUGAAGAAAUUGAAUCAGCAAUUGAAGAUGUAACCAUCAGAACAAUUUCAGCAUUGCAUCAAGCAGUUGAAGAUCUUAAGGACAGAAAUGACAUGCUGAUGAUGGAGAAUCAUACUCUGAAAGCUGACCUCACAGCUGCUCGGCUAGCUCUAAACAAUGCCAACACUGUUCCAAAUGCAUCUUUGUUUGGCAAAGCCAGAGAACUUUUGAUCUCAUAUCUACCUUCAUUUAACUUCCCUCUGAGAAGGUAAAAACAUCUCCAACCUGCAAUAUAUGAUGAGGAAUUUUACUACAUUAACCACUCUAGACUACUGUAGAAGCAAAAACAGAAUUUACUCUCGCAAAUAUUGUUGAAUGCUUGACAAUCUUGCUAUGAAAACAACUGCUUAUUUGGGCAUUCAUGCCCUUGACUAUCUUA
Musa acuminata AAA Group (dessert banana) is the source of this 2014-nucleotide messenger RNA. RefSeq names its product kinesin-like protein KIN-1. Bases 652 to 1284 code for a protein of 210 amino acids. NCBI's taxonomy places the organism in Eukaryota, Viridiplantae, Streptophyta, Magnoliopsida, Zingiberales, Musaceae. Gene Ontology annotation, biological process: microtubule-based movement. Gene Ontology annotation, molecular function: ATP binding; microtubule motor activity; microtubule binding. The transcript is spliced from 10 exons. The record is from RefSeq and is a predicted model, not a curated record.